UGUAUCAAUUAAAUCGAUCAAACAAAACAACUGGGAGCUUAUUAAUUCCUCUGUCGAAUUUGUUUCUAAACCAACUAAACUAGUCUUGAAUUCGAAUAAUUUACAAACAGGAUGUCUGCUAAUAUGGAUAAUUGUGAACCAAUAAAACCAUUAGAAUUAGUUGAAAUUUCUCAACCAAAACCAUCACAACCAGAAUCAACUGAUUACGAGCUGAAAAAUCUUUUGCCUCCAGACCAUCCACUUUUGAGUAAGUUUCAGCAAUCCCUCAAGGAACACCUUCUUCGUGUAAAAAAUCAACUCACCGAAGAAAUUGAUGAACUGAAGCACAAAAUAAAAAUCAAAGAACAAGAACGUGAAGAAUUCGGUGUAAAGUUGUACGAUAGACAGAAUGAAAUCGAGAAACAAAAUGACAUUCUCGAGGAGUAUUCGAAGAAUAUUCACGAAUCCGUUUCGAAGCGAAUCGAAGAUGAACGACAGAAAGAAUUACUUCAGAAAGAAUACGAUGAAAAAUAUAAUUUGACUAAGCAAAGAAAGCUUCAAUACAACCAACGACUUCUUGAACUUGGACAUUUGCAAAAUCUUGAAAAUAACAUUCGAAAAUGGACAGAUGAUUUCGAAACUCAAUUGACAAGUUCCAAGCGAGUUGUUAGCAAAGAUUUUCAGAUGCAAAAAGCUAUGGCUGAAGAGAAACAAAAAUCUGAUUUGAUGUUUUAUAAUUUACAAGUUGAAGUGAAGAAACGUGAAGAAGAAUUAGAAGGACUUUCACAACAGAUAGCUGAUCAAACUCAGCUUAAUAAUGUUCUUCAAACGAGUUUAUCGGAUGCAAAUGCGGAUUUGGAAAUUUUGCAGGACGAACAUAAGCGAUUGACACAAUCUUGGGGUGAAGUUAUAGUUGCUAUUCAGCAUCGGGAUAAGGUUCUAUUUCAAGCAAGGCAGACUUUACAAAAACAACAGGAAUUGUUAAAACUAACUUCUUCAAGUGUCGAAGCAACAAAAAAACAAACAGCUAAGGAAAGGGAGAACAAUGAAAAGUUGGAAGCAUUCAAGUCACGCUUGACUAGAGAUCUAAUGACGCUACAAAGAGAUACCGAUAAGCAAUCAAAACUUCUAGCAAAACUCGAGAUGAAAAUGGAAGAAUUACCUAAAAUUCUCGAACAAACUGAAAAAGACUACCAAGAAGCCAAACAAGAGGGACAUCAAUUAAAUAUUUCACUAAAUGCUCUUCAAUUCAAAUUAGAAAAACAAUAUUCCAUUAAAAGUGGUAUGGAAGAAUCAAUUUUCAAAAUAGCUCAAGAUCAACUCAUGUGCGACAAAGCAUCAAAGUUUCGUCUAAAAGUUUUAUCUGAACAUCAAGAGCAUCGUCGAUCAAUGGAAGAAAAUCUACAUAAAAUUGAAACACAACUUUCUAAUUUGCUUCUUCAGCUAGAACGUCAAAAAGGAGCAAUACUUCUUCUUCACGAAGAAGGUGAUUCAUUGGGUGCACAACUAAAAGAACUCAACGAUGAAUCUGAUGGAAUCCAAUCGGAAAUUAAAACGAUGGAAAAUCAAAUUGCUUUGAAAUUGAAACAAAUUGAUAAAUUAUCAAAGGUUUUGGAUGAUUUACUUAAAGACUCUCAAGGUUUAGAAAUAAGUCCAACGGAAUAUAAGAUUAAGACUUUGGAGAUAUCUGUACAAGAAGCAGAGCAAAGAGUUCAGGAUCAACAGGAGGGCUGGUUGAUUUUGCAAGGACAUAUUGUGACCUUAUCACAAAAGCGAAAUAAUCAACUAAAUGAAAUACAAGUCGCACGGAAACAGCUUAUGAUAAUAAAACAAAAAUCUCUCAAAAUUGACCUUGAGAUGGAAAAUACUGAAAACACUGGACGUGAAUUAGCUCGUGAAAUUCGAGUAUUUGCCAAAAAACUGGAGCUUUUGAGUGCCAAGGGCUAUGAAAAAAAGAAGCAACAUGAGACCACAGAAUCCGAAUGUGAAAUGGAACAUUUCGAAUUGUUGGAAAAAUUAAAGGAUAGUGAAAUGAGAGUUCUGCAAUUGGAACAAGAAACAAUUGACCUUUCAAACGAUAUAGAACACCACAAAAAUAUUGUUUUAGAGCGUCAUCGCGAAGCCCUAUCUUGGGAAACUAAAUACAAACUACUCGAUGAGACUCUACGCUGGCGAAGAAGUGAAUCAGCUGUUGAAAGUGAAAUCGGUAAUAUGCGAGCUGAAAUUCAUCGCAUGGAAAUCCGUCACAAGGAAUUGAAACGAGCCCAAGAGAAACUUAUUCAAGACCUGGAUCAUUGUGUUAUGCAUAGGGAGAGAAUUUUCGUUGUGGCAUCAACAAAACAAAAAAUGGAAGGAUCACAUUUCCGCUCAAGAACAAAUAUUCAACAAAAAAUAAAUGACUUAAGAACGAAAUCGAAGCAAGUGCACAGUGAAAUAGGAAUGGCCGAAAAGAAGUUAAAUGAACUUUCGAAGGAACAUGAUGAAUUGGAACAAUCUAAAAUGUGCAUGGAAAAAGAUAUCGAUGUGGAAAUCAAACAGGAUAGAUUGAUUAAUAAUGAAAUUGAACAGGGAAUUCUUUUGAAACAUCAAAAUUUGGAGAGUAUUGUUCGGAAACAAAAUCGAGCAAAGGAGUAUAAAAGACUGACCGGAGCAAGUUCGCAACCAAAGAUUUCAAAAUCAGAGACUUCUAUUGAGUUGAGUAUGCAGAAACAAGUUGAAAUAAAUAAUCAUUUGACGGAAGUAGUAGAGGGACUUAUGACUGAAUUUCCGGAUAAGAAGUUUGUUUUGACUCGAUUGGCACAGACCCUUAAAGAUUGAAUUAUAUUUUUUUUUUGUAAUAAUUUUGUGGAAAUAUAAAUAAUACUAGUACAUUUUGGA
Molecule: messenger RNA, 2856 nt
Organism: Eupeodes corollae
Lineage: Eukaryota; Metazoa; Arthropoda; Insecta; Diptera; Syrphidae
Gene: l(2)41Ab
Product: coiled-coil domain-containing protein 40
Exons: 6
Coding region: 112-2796 (894 amino acids)
Biological process (GO): axoneme assembly
Cellular component (GO): cytoplasm
Source: RefSeq, a predicted model, not a curated record